Messenger RNA from Contarinia nasturtii (swede midge), 585 nucleotides. Its product is annotated as putative helicase mov-10-B.2. Bases 172 to 522 code for a protein of 116 amino acids. The record is from RefSeq and is a predicted model, not a curated record. The transcript is spliced from 4 exons. NCBI's taxonomy places the organism in Eukaryota, Metazoa, Arthropoda, Insecta, Diptera, Cecidomyiidae.
AAAACACAUUUUUUAUGGGUGUUAAUUUUUCGACCGAUUCCAAUACUUUACCUUACACACUAGGUGUGUGCGGAAAAGUAAUACGUAACUCAAUUGGUGAAAAACUAUCGUUCACACUCUGCCAUAUUACAUAUCCCAAAUGUAUUGUUCUACGAAAAUAAAUUGGAAGCAAUGGCGCCGAAAGAUAUAGCCGAUUGGUACAUUGGUUCGGAUUUACUACCAUCGCGUGAAUUUCCAAUCAUUUUUCGGUCCGUUCAAGGCGUUUGUACGAAAUUGGACCAAGACUUUAGUAUGUACAAAAUGAAUGUUGUAAUUGAUUUUAUAAAGAACCUUUUGAACAACGUCAUCAAAAAUGGCAGAACUGUGAUGCAAACAGAUAUCGGUGUUGUAUCUCCGUACAAAUUGCAAUGCAAAGAAAUUAUGCGUGCCUGUCAUCAUAACAAUUUGCGUCACAUCACCAUUGGUUCAGCAGAAAUUUUUCAAGGUCAAGAAAAGCCUGUGAUUAUUAUAUCAACUGUGUGAACCGAUGGGAAAUUGGGAUUUGUAAAAGAUCCACGACGUUUCAAUGUGAUGAUUACGAGAGCG